This is a messenger RNA of Atta colombica, 3983 nucleotides long. RefSeq names its product serine/threonine-protein kinase GL21140. The record is from RefSeq and is a predicted model, not a curated record. NCBI's taxonomy places the organism in Eukaryota, Metazoa, Arthropoda, Insecta, Hymenoptera, Formicidae. Gene Ontology annotation, molecular function: ATP binding; protein kinase activity. The transcript is spliced from 6 exons. Gene Ontology annotation, biological process: protein phosphorylation; intracellular signal transduction. Bases 273 to 3629 code for a protein of 1118 amino acids.
ACUAGUUACUGGCUCCUUGGUUCCUGCUGCCGCCUGAGUGAGCGGUCGCCGUUGUGAAAAUGUCAGCUCGAUGGUGGUGAUUCAUGUUCAGUUUGUCUCGCGCGAGCGUGAAACGGUUAGACGUCCGUCCUGUGCUGCAAUUAACCACGUUCUGCUCGGGCUGCGAGCAGGUGAGUGUGAAUACGUGCACGUUUCUUACGCGGCACGUUUCGUGUCGCACCGGAUGAACCAGAUCGCCGUCAUCGCCGAUCCGUUAAUAAUCGAAAAUCAGGAUGAUGGAGGAACCAUUGAGUCAAGGUGCCUCACCGUCUAGCGAUGGCAACUUUUCAGCAGGCGGUGGCGGGGAAAUCAAUUCGACCACUGUAGUCAGUCUAGAUGAGAGGAUAUUAGAUAUCACAUCACGGCAUUCCUUAAAUGUUCUUAGAACACCUCCAACCAAAAAGGCAAAGAGAGUUCGAUUCUUCCGCAAUGGAGACAAAUAUUAUACAGGUGUGGUGAUGGCAGUGACGCCUGAAAGAUAUCGCAGCUUUGAUAGUCUCGCGUCCGAUCUGACUCGUGCUCUAGUAUCGAGCGUGACCUUGCCGAAUGGUGUACGAGCGAUAUAUACCAUGGAUGGUCGUAAGGUACAAAGUGUCAGCGAUCUGGAGGAUGGCAAGUGUUACGUGGUAUCUGGUCAGGGCGAAAUCUUCAAAAAAGUCGAAUAUUCAGCAUCUAAGGUUCGUCGUGGCAGCUCGCUGUCUGGAUUACCACAAUCGCCGGCAGCUAGCAGCGGUGGCGGUGGUACUGGCAGGCAGACCAGCGCCAUUCCGUUGUGCGUAAAAGCGCGCAUCGUGACACUGAUCCGCCACGGUACCAAGCCACGAAAGGUGAUGCGGCUGUUAUUGAACAAACGCAACGCACCGAGCCUUGAGCACGCAAUGGAAGCGAUUACAGAGGCCGUAAAACUUGACACCGGGGCAGUGAGGAAGGUAUAUACGUUAUCAGGUCAGCAAGUGACCUCGCUCGAGCAAUUCUUUGAGAAUGAUGACAUCUUUGUGGCUUACGGUCCGGAGAAAUCCGUACAGGAAGAUUUUGAGUUGGACUUCGAGGAGAGUAAGUAUGUGCAAAGCUUCCGUCGUUGUCCGUGGAGUUCCAAGCGACAGAACGGCCCAAUGCCGCGAAUGCCGAGAAAAUCUGGCAAAAAGACGCUUACUACGCCACAAGUCAGGACUCCGAGCCCAUCAUCUUUGAUACUGCCACAACCUCUGAGAAUGCAUUAUACCGUGGGACAUAUAAUUGGAGAUGGAAACUUUGCUGUUGUUAGGCAUUGCACUCACAAAUCUAGCGGUGUUGAAUAUGCUAUGAAAAUUGUGGACAAGUACAAGUGUCAAGGGAAGGAGACAAUGUUAGCAAGCGAGGUAGCGAUAUUGAGGCAAGUUUGUCAUCCCAACAUAAUCAGCUUGAUUGCAGAACAAGAUACUGCCGAUCAAUUAUUUUUAGUCAUGGAACUUGUUAAGGGUGGAGAUUUAUUCGAUGCAAUUGCAGUGGCGACGAAAUUUUCUGAAGCAGAGGCGAGUGUGAUGAUUAGUCAUCUGACUUCUGCCUUGGCUUACUUACAUUCGCAUCAUAUUGUACAUCGCGACAUAAAACCGGAAAAUCUCCUAGUUGAGAUGGAUGGCAGUCAUGUUAGAUGCUUGAAAUUGGGUGACUUUGGACUUGCGCAGGUAGUGCGAGAACCUUUAUACACAGUUUGUGGUACACCUACUUAUGUGGCACCAGAAAUCCUCGCCGAAACCGGAUAUGGUUUAAAGAUUGACGUAUGGGCGGCCGGAGUGAUCUUGUAUAUUCUCCUGUGUGGUUUUCCACCAUUCGUAUCGGUAGAUAACGAACAGGAGGAAUUGUUUGAACGUAUCUUGAGCGGUCAAUAUGAAUUCACAUCGCCGUAUUGGGAUACGAUAUCAGAUUCCGCGAAACAGCUUAUCUCGAAUAUGCUGCAGGCACAGCCAGAACUUCGUUUUAGUGCAGAGGACGUAUUGGAUCAUCCAUGGCUCGCGCAGAGCUUUCUAGGAGGCGAGCAGACCGCAGCAACAGCAUCCGACACACCGGCGGAGCAAUACUGGAAUCAGCAGUGUAAGCCGAUAAGAAUGGCCACCUUCGAGUUCGACUUCAAGAAGCAGCGCAGUCAACGACAGGAUGACGGUACCAAGACAAGAGCCGAGUGGAAAAGUAAUAUUGAUUAUUAUGACGUACCGCAGUUUAUCGACGCAGAGAAAAAAUUGGAUGAGCGAAAUUACGAUGAAAUCGAUUUUGCUAACGGCAAUAGCAACGAAAAUGAUUUAGUAAUUCUUAGUUCCGACUAUCUUAAAGAUAUCAAUAGUUUGAGUCGAUCAAUGCAUGAUUUAAUAGACAAUUUGAAUGAUAACAAAACGCAACGACGCCGUCUCAAAUCGCAAAGUGCUACUUCGUCGCUCAAUAGCAUUCCAGAGAAUUUGAACAUAUGUAAUUAUCGCAGCAAUUCACCGAUUCGUUGCAAUGAAAUCGCUGAAAAAACAGUCGCAAUUUCUACGAAUCAUCGAGGCGAUCGGAAAAACGGAAACUCGAUGAAAGAAUCAAGUUAUCUUCACUCGAAUUGUGAAACGCCGAAAUCGAAUAAAUCUAUCGUUAUGAAUCGGCAAAGUAAAUGCAACCAAAAGAACUUGUAUGAGGUGAAUCGCGAAAACAGAUUCGAUAGCGAUGACUUCCGCAAUAGGAAUGCAACUGCGUCGACAUCAAGUGACAGCCUGACUGGCAACAGUUCUACUGGUAAUGACAUUGAGACUUCUGACAGUUUUGUAAACAUUCAAUUCGCACGUUUGUCACGUGAGCAAAAAUCGAGCUCCACGCAAAGCAUGGAGUCGACUGAUAGCUUUGAGAACGUGAGUUUCCGGUAUACAAAUCAAAACAAUAGUCUCAAGGAUCAUUCCUCACAGAUUUCUUCAAAAUUAGAGAAUAAUCAGGAUACGUCUCCUGUAAGGAUAGUGAAGACCGGUAGAAUAGCUGUAUGGAAUACAUUAAGAUUACCUAAAUUAGAUAACGAGAUUGAUAAAAAGAAUUGCAAUAGUCCGUUCCGUAGAGUUGAAGAAAUAGGCAAAUGCGCAAAGAACGAACCAGUAAAGUUGCGGCAUGAAAGAUACAAUACUAGGAAGAAUCAGAUAGAUUCGAGAAGUGUCAAGAACAAAAGAUACAGCUGUUUUUCUCCAUGCACAACAAAGAGAUCGUCCGAGGAAAUCGGCAACCGCAGCGGUGGCGAUAAAGUCACAACACGGAAAUUCAGCUCAACGGAUGAAUUACGCGACGAAGUGAGACAGAAAUCGGUACCACGAACAAAACGAUUCAGUCUGUAUUAUACACCACAACCAUUGAGGAAGACAUAUGAGAAUGAAUCAAAGAUUGGAAGAAUUACGUACAAGUCAGCAGGUCGCACUCAGAGAUCUGAGAUGAGUAAGGGAAGGAACGAAGAGGAGCUGGAAAGAGUAGAGAAAGUGGAGAGAAUAGAUAGGAGCCGAAGAUCGGUGAUUGAUGCUUCAACGAUCGCUAGUAGGAGUAAAUCCAAUAGGCAAAAUGUUCAUGUGAGAUCAAGUGGCGUAUUAAACACAACCAGGACGAAGUGAUAACAAGUAGCGAAAAGUCGAAAUAAUUUGAGGAUGUGUGAAUGAUGCACGAUUAGUUCACGCAUCAGAACGAUGAAAUCCAAAGUCUAAGCGCUUUAAGAAUGAAGCAAUUGCGGAUUGGCUAACAUCCAUUAAGUUGAUAAUUUUUUUGUGUGUAGCGAUCAAAAAGACGAAAAAUGACGAAAACUAUUUUCUUAAUAAUCGUGUACGCAUGGAGAAAAAUUUCACAUCACUUUCAAUUUUAUUAAAUUAAUUACUAGACAGAAUGACAUUAAACAUUUUGCGAAGGAAGAAAAACGAUUUCGUAUUUCUCUUAGAUUUUGGACUUUGAGAUUGAUAAAAAGCAUUGUGGCU